Messenger RNA from Pimephales promelas (fathead minnow), 3813 nucleotides. RefSeq names its product mitogen-activated protein kinase 1 (gene mapk1). Gene Ontology annotation, biological process: protein phosphorylation. Gene Ontology annotation, molecular function: MAP kinase activity; ATP binding. The record is from RefSeq and is a predicted model, not a curated record. NCBI's taxonomy places the organism in Eukaryota, Metazoa, Chordata, Actinopteri, Cypriniformes, Leuciscidae.
GGCAACACUCUCGCUCGCGCUACCUCUGCUGCUCCUGCAGUCAGUCAGUCUCACCACGCGCAGAUUACUAUCACUACAUAUAUGCCAGUAAACAACGUUCCAGCCGUCCCUUUCCUUUCACUCUGACGCCAAGUCUUCGGUUUCGUUUAAACACGUCGCUUAUACUGCCUCUCGCCGUGUUUUUUCAACCGAGGAGCUUUUUCCUGAUCUUUAUAAUCUGCUUUGGGUAAGAAAAGAGCGUUUGUUGUGCGUGUAAAGGCAGCUCAGUUUCUCAGAAAUGGCGACAGCUGCGGUAUCUGCCCCUACUGGCGGCGGCUCGAACCCCGGAUCCGGUGCCGAGUUGGUCCGCGGUCAGGCUUUCGAUGUCGGGCCGCGUUACAGCAACCUCUCGUACAUCGGAGAAGGUGCAUACGGCAUGGUUUGCUCAGCGUAUGAUCGUGACAAUAAAGUGCGUGUGGCGAUAAAGAAGAUCAGUCCGUUUGAGCACCAGACGUACUGUCAGCGCACACUCCGUGAGAUUAAGAUCCUGCUCCGCUUCAAGCACGAGAACAUCAUCAGCAUCAAUGACAUCAUCCGCACACCCACCAUCGACCAGAUGAAAGACGUCUACAUUGUACAGGAUCUGAUGGAGACAGACUUAUACAAGCUGUUGAAGACGCAGCACUUGAGCAAUGACCACAUCUGUUACUUCCUGUACCAGAUCUUGCGCGGCCUGAAGUACAUCCACUCGGCAAACGUUCUCCACCGAGACCUGAAGCCAUCUAACCUUUUGCUCAACACUACUUGUGACCUCAAGAUCUGUGAUUUUGGGCUCGCCCGGGUGGCCGAUCCAGACCAUGACCACACCGGCUUCCUGACGGAGUACGUAGCUACACGCUGGUACCGCGCACCAGAGAUUAUGCUCAAUUCUAAGGGUUACACUAAGUCCAUUGAUAUAUGGUCGGUUGGUUGUAUUCUGGCUGAGAUGCUUUCGAAUAGACCCAUCUUCCCUGGGAAACACUAUCUGGACCAGCUUAACCACAUCUUAGGUAUUUUGGGCUCCCCUACUCAGGAGGACCUCAACUGCAUCAUCAACAUUAAGGCGAGGAAUUACUUGCUGUCACUUCCUGUACGCUGCAAAGUGCCCUGGAACCGCCUGUUUCCUAACGCAGAUCCUAAAGCGUUGGACCUGUUGGAUAAGAUGUUGACCUUUAACCCUCAUAAGAGGAUUGAGGUAGAGGAGGCACUUGCUCACCCGUACCUGGAACAGUACUAUGACCCCUCAGAUGAGCCUGUUGCUGAGGCUCCGUUUACGUUUGAAAUGGAGCUGGAUGACUUGCCCAAAGAGACCCUGAAAGACCUGAUCUUUCAAGAAACUGCACGCUUUCAACUAGCCUUCAGACCAUAGCCUAGCGCUCAGGUGUUGGUCUGGAUUCGAUCAUGCUGAUGCUUCUGUCUCCACACCACUGUGUGCUGUGGUCCUCUUUUGGUCAUCAUCAUCAUCGUUAUCUCCUCCUUUUCCUAAACCCGAAACCUACAGGCAGCCUUCAAAGUUCAUCUGACCCCGUUUGAAAACAUGGACUCCUGCGCCCUCCUGCUUUCUUCAAAUCUCAUUACAAUGGAAUAAAUGUGUAGAGCUUCUCUCACACUCUUCCUCUGCAUCUCAUCCUUCUCUCUUCUUGCUUAUCUGUGUGAAAGUGUGCCUGCGUGUGCUUAUGGACCCAUCUCGAUUAACCCUUUUUCUCUCGGUCCUCUGAUGCAUAAAAAGAAACGUCUACGAUCGUGUAGUGUCGUGUUAAUAUUUCCAACAAGCUGCUUUUCUAAGGUGUCUGUAAGCCAUUUUGAAGUCCCACAGAGGUCAAACCGGGAGAGAACGAGGGCUCAGAUCUCCUCUAUUAUUAUAUAUAUGCAGUGUACAAGCAUUUAUCCACAUUGUGCAUCGCCAGUCUCCUCAAAGUGCACAGAGCUCUAAAUUUGCCAAGGUGUCUUUUUAGGGCUUUAAUAUAUUUUCAUAAAUGCAAAAACAUGUAUUUACUAAUAACCCCUUAAAAUUGCUUAAAUCUUAAAAACUCAUUGUUUUGUGUUACAAUCAGUUAUGGAAUAUAUAAAUAUAUAGAGAUUGUUCAUAUGAUUCUCAAUCAUAAACUCUUAAUCACCUUUAGAAAAGAGACUAAUCUGUUCAAUUUGCUCAAGAGCCAAAGAAAAAGGCCGCUUUGAAGAUGUCACGACAUCACUUGUGUCCAAAAGUUGACCACAUUACCUGCGACAACAACAAAAAAGUGCUAUGCAGGUGAAUGUAUUUCCCAAAAUCCAGGUGUUUUUGAAUCUAAAGAUGCACGUAGGUCCAUUUAGGAACUGGACUUUAAUAGCUAGGCUUAGAGGAACUUCUGCCAAGGGACAAAGAACAAUCUCGUGUUUUUUCAGUCAUAACUGGUAAAUUUCCAAUCGAUGUCUCUCUAUUAUAAACGUACAGUGCCUGCUCUGCUCAUCUGCAUUCAUUCAUUCUUUCUUUUUGUAAAUAUCUUUGUCUUUUUGCUUUCCCUGUCCACCCCCCCCAGCCGCCUUGUAUUAAUAAGACUGUGCCCUUGCAUGACUGUUAAAAAGCUUUCUAUACAAAGAAAAUGGAAGUGCCACACUGCUGGGGAUUCCGCUAUUGGACUCUCAGGUUUUUGUUAUAACCUUUUGUGGUCUCAUAUUUCCAAUAUAGAGUAUAAUGAGUUAAAAUCCAGGUUCCUUUCAGUGUUUGAAAAAAAAAAAAAAUCGAGAUUAGCUUUUUAGAUGAACUAAAUCAGCCAGCUCAACCAGGACGUCAGGUUUAAUUCCAUGUGGAAAUUAGGGGACUCUAGCCAUGAAAAUGCACCUUGUAUUAAUCCAUUUCAAGCAUAAGAUAUUUUCUGCUGGUCUGCUAGACCCAGAUAAAUGAAAGAGAAUGUUUACCUGGAACUGUAUGUGCUAUAAUGCAAACUUAUGUGCAUUUAGUGCACGAGAUAGCACUUGAGCGAUUGUGAAAGUGGAGCCCUCUUGAUGUCUUGUAUACUAAGUUAUUAAUACUGAUGUGCGCACAUGUGCAUGGCUUUUGCGAAGCGUUUCUUUCCCACACUUGCUUUCUAUUUGGUUUACUAACUCCACGGUACUUUCGCCUAUUAUAUCUGGGAAGGAGCCACCUAGUGAUGGUAUCAGAUGUUUGUUGAUCAAGGAGAGAAUGGGCUAUAAUCUUAAAUGGUUACAUAAUUAUUAUUAUUUUUUUUUUGCAAAACUCUGUAAGAUAGCUUCUGCCGAAUCAGUGUGCAGCCUGUCUGUUUCUGUGUGCCUUUAUGAAUCACGAAUACAUUUAUCGUGCAGCUUUGUUUUGUUGGGGAUCAGUUGUGACUUUUUUGCGGUAUAUUCUUGAACUUCUAUAUAUACAUUUAUACAUAAAUAUAUAUUAAAAAACCUGUGAAAAAAACAAUCAAAAAAACUCAAUUCUCUGUGUAAUUUUAAGUCCUAUUUGUCACACCUUUUGUGAUUUUUGUGAUUGGUUUGUUUGUCUAUUUUUGCCCUACUUUGUUUGAUCCUGUUGCAUUUUGCCUUCAGUUCUUGAAAGUUUUGUGCCGAACUGUUUUUAUUGUAAAAAAUGAUUGUCUAGUGAUUUAUUAUUAAUCUUGUAUAAAAAAUGUGUCUGUAUUAAUCUCAUUUUUGUUAGCAAUGGCCGACUGACUCUUGUUGUUGAAUUUCACUUACAAGCUUCGAAACUCCCAGGAUUCGGACCCUCGGAUGAGUUUUAGAAGGUGUCAGUGAAGUCACUUGGGAAACUUGUGAUUAUACAAACAUUUCAAAAAUAUAUUAAACACUUUU